AAGUCUACGUUUUUAUGACUGGUUUUAAUCAAUUUAUCAAUCAUAUGACCCUGAUGAAUACAAGCACAUUAGAGUUCAUGAAGGCUGUCAGUGAUCUAAAAAAUCAGCAGUUACUUUUCAUUCUGGAAGAUGUUAAGUAAUCAAGACAGUCAGCUCAGCUUAAACAUUAACAAACAACAUGAUAGUGUGGAUAAUGCCAGAUAACGCCUUUGGAUGAGGCAAAGGUGUGUCUUUAUCUGAUACGUCUUCUAUAAGGCUCUAGCUGAAGCUACAGUUGCAAACAAGUAGUUUACCUUCUCAAAGUAACAAUGCUGAACUCUGUGGGACUGAGCUUUAUGCUGCUGCUCUCAGCAGUGGGAGCAGCAAUCGUAGAGAGCAACAGAGUGGGGUACGACUACUACAAAUAUCAUCCCAUGCCGGAGAUCACUAGUUGGAUGACUCAGAUGGAGAAGGAUUACCCUGGUGUUGUAAGCAUAGUAGACUAUGGAAAGAGCUAUGAGGGCAGGACUAUUAGCUUACUCAAGAUUGGUCUGAAUACUGGAGAAAAAAAGAAAGCUAUCUGGAUGGACUGUGGUAUCCAUGCCAGGGAGUGGAUUGCCCCAGCAUUCUGUCAGUACUUUGUGUCACAGAUUCUGCAAUCAUACAAAACAGACACAAUAAUGGAACAGAUGAUGAAGGACAUGGACUUCUACGUCACACCAGUCCUCAACGUUGAUGGCUACAUCUACUCCUGGAAGGACAACACAACUCGACUGUGGAGGAAGAACAGGUCACCGGGACCUCCGGGCUGUGAUUGUUACGGCACCGAUCUCAACCGCAACUUUGAGGCCAACUGGGGCACAAUCGGGGUAUCAUUUGACUGCUGCAGCCAAACCUACUGUGGGACCAAACCAAAGUCUGAGCCUGAGACCCAGUCUGUGAUGAAUUUCCUGGCAAGCCGAAAGGAUGACUUCCUGUGUUUCCUCACCAUCCACUCCUACAGCCAGCUGCUCCUGAUUCCCUUUGGACACCCUGACUUCACUGCCACCAACUAUGAUGAGCUGAUGACGGUGGGUUUGGGAGCAUCAGACGCCAUUCGGAAGGUCCAUGGGAUGGAGUACGCUGUAGGAACCUCUCCGGCUAUAUUAUACCCCAACUCUGGUUCUUCCAGAGACUGGGCUCGGAUGCAGGGAAUCCCCUUAUCCUACACCUUCGAGCUGAGAGAUAACGGUACAUUUGGCUUCGAGCUUCCUGAAGAUCAGAUCAAGCCAACCUGUGAGGAGGCCUACAGCGGAGCCCUGCACAUCAUCACCUACGCCCACGAUAAGACCUUCAACGGAGCUGUGGUCACCGCUGCUGCCACCCUCUGGACCAUGCUGUUAGCAGUGGGAGUCACCGGAGCCAACCUGAUUUGAGGUGGAGAGCUGCACUUCUCUCAGGCAUCCUGCUAUAAAUGACAAUUCUGUAUAGUUCUUUAACUAACCCUCCUGUUGUCUUCAUUUACAGACACCCAAAAAUUUUGUUUCCUUGUUUGAAGAAAAAAUGUUGCUUAAAAUAUUCCCCAAAUUUCUGAAAAUGUGCAAAACCUUCAGGAAGAAAAUUCCAAUAAUUGCUUCGAAGUUUUUAAGUUUUAUUUUAAAAAAAGAAAAUUCUUGUAAAUAUUUUCAAAAAAAUAAGUAAAAAUCUUCCAAAAAAAAUCCUAAAAAUAUCUACAGUGGUUACAUAUAUAUAUAUAUAUAUAUAUAUAUAUAUAUCAGUAAAAUUUCUAAUAUUUUCUUUAAGAAUAUUCACAAAAAAAUCAACCAAAAUCGAAUCCAAUUGGCUGGAUUUUGUUUGAUUUUUUUUGUGUGUGAAUGUUCUUAAACAUUGUUGUUGACAUUUCUUUUUUCCACCAAAAAAUGUUUUAAAAAAAUGACUUGAAAAUGUGGACAUCAGAAGUUUCACUGUGAAAAUAUAUUUUUUCCCACAUUUUUUAACUUUAAAACGGGUCA
Molecule: messenger RNA, 1970 nt
Organism: Acanthochromis polyacanthus (spiny chromis)
Lineage: Eukaryota; Metazoa; Chordata; Actinopteri; Pomacentridae
Product: carboxypeptidase O-like
Exons: 9
Coding region: 309-1394 (361 amino acids)
Biological process (GO): proteolysis
Molecular function (GO): zinc ion binding; metallocarboxypeptidase activity
Source: RefSeq, a predicted model, not a curated record